This is a messenger RNA of Diaporthe citri, 1842 nucleotides long. RefSeq lists its product as uncharacterized. The transcript is spliced from 2 exons. Lineage: Eukaryota; Fungi; Ascomycota; Sordariomycetes; Diaporthales; Diaporthaceae. The coding region runs from base 1 to 1842 and encodes 613 amino acids. Gene Ontology annotation, molecular function: mRNA binding. The record is from RefSeq and is a predicted model, not a curated record.
AUGAACGGGGAUCCAAGCACUACCGCCGCCUCUUCUGGCGCGUCCCUUACUGGCCUGCAAUCGCAAUCGCACUCACUUACCCAGCCGCCGCGGUCGCAGUCGCAGUCGCAGUCGCAGUCGCAACCGCCAUCAACGUCGUCAUACCCGUCCUCUUCCCUCCCCCUGACCACCUCGAGUCGCACCAGUCCCUUCGCGCCCACCACCCUUGCGCCAACAACCCUCUCCACAACCUACACGAGCUCGAACGUGAUCGCGCCUCCGGCCUCAUCAUCCAUGGCAGCCGUCUACUACCAACCGCAUCAGCCCAUCGGCCCACCCCUCUCGGCAGCGACACCAUCGCAUCCAUCGUCAUUCGCGCAAUCCUUCGAGAGGGAUGCGCCAAACCCCAUCGGAACCCGUCAGCCCGCCGUUGACCAUGCCGUCCUCGUCCAACGAUUGCCUCCUGAGACCACCGAGCAGAACCUGCGGGUCAUGUGCAUAUUCUCCGACGAACUGCUGGACGUCAACAUGCUUGGCGUGACAGCAGAGCCCGAUGGCGACUACUGCUCCGCUGUCCUCCGGUUCAAGUCCUUCGACGGCGCCCAAGAGGCACAGACUAUACUGAACGGGAAGAAGGGAAUGCGUGUCGACCACCUCGGCCUCAGAGGACCUGUUACUGGUGACAGGAACAAGUCCGGUCCAUCCAGCGGGGCAUCUUCGACAACCUCUCCCGGGACCGCCGCGACACAGCCGCCACGUUUCGAUGGCACGUUCUCGCCGCUUGAGAAGACCUCGCCCUCGAUCAACGGCAACUACGUCACCAGCGACUUCCCCGGUGCGAAGCCCAAUUACAAUUACAAGAACUUCUUCUCGCCACAGUCGCCCAUCGGAAAUCAUCUUAGCGAGCAGCCUCGCAACACUGGCAAGAGCCUGAUCAAUGAUGCCACCGACGACGACGACGACACCGGAGACAUCCUCCAACUUCCUCGCGCUUUCGGAGAGAACGGUUCUGUGCCAGCCCAGCGCCGAGCGACUGCCCCCCAGAUCCCCAUAAUGGAGAGAAUGGGGUCCCUGUCCCUCAACACAGGCCCGCCGAAUGGAGCGCCCGCGUCUCAGCGCGGGCAUGGACAGCCCAGCACGUAUCAGCCGCACUCGGCCCACCCGAACACCAUGUCCCCUACAGCUUUGAACGGUACCAACGGGCAUUAUCAGACGGGCCCGGUACAAUGGCGCACGCACGUUCCGCCUCCUGCGAACCCUGCCGACAUGAACCCCCCUUGCAACACCCUCUACGUUGGCAACCUGCCCAUGGGCAGCUCAGAGGACGAGCUUAAGGGCAUAUUUUCCAGGCAGCGCGGUUACAAGCGAUUGGCACUCCAUGACCUGUAUGGGUAUCCGCUCACCACCAGUGUGAAGGGUGGCAUCCGACUGAGCUUUUCAAAAAAUCCUCUUGGUGUCCGAACCCCUCAGCCCCCUGGGCAGGGCCCAUCGGGACCUCUAGCCGGGCCCAACGGGCUCAUGAAUCACUCGACGAACGGGUUUGCAUCCGCCGGGCCUCCUCCUGGACUCGCCGCGCCACCAGGCCUCAACGGGAGCCGUACGACCGGGCCGUACCCUGCUUCUGCCGUGCAGAAUAGUUCGAAUCCGAGCUCAUCUUAUCCGCCUUCGACCAUGCCUAAUGGGUCGAGCGCGUUCGGCAACAGUGGCGGUGCACCUAGCUACGGAGGGAAUGCGUGGGGCUCUAACAGCUACUUUACCUCUGCGCCGAUUGCUGCGCCCAACGGCAUCACCUCUCCUCCACCGAUGGCUGGGGCCCCCAACGGAUCUGCCGGCUUCAACACGUACAGACGGGGCCAAUUCUAG